GGAACCUGGCACUUUUACCUCCAUGGAUCCCCUAAACCUCUCUUGGUACAACGGUGACAUCGGUGACAGGAACUGGAGCAAGCCGCUCAACGAGUCCAAUGCAGACCAGAAGCCUCAGUAUAACUACUAUGCCAUGCUGCUCGCCCUCCUCAUCUUUGUCAUUGUCUUUGGCAAUGUGCUGGUGUGUAUGGCUGUCUCCAGGGAAAAAGCCCUUCAGACUACCACUAAUUACCUGAUCGUGAGUUUGGCAGUGGCAGACCUCUUGGUAGCAACUCUGGUCAUGCCUUGGGGGGUCUAUCUGGAGGUGGUUGGUGAGUGGAGGUUUAGUCGGAUCCACUGUGAUAUCUUUGUAACUCUCGAUGUUAUGAUGUGUACUGCCAGUAUCCUCAACCUCUGUGCCAUCAGCAUCGACAGGUACACAGCAGUAGCAAUGCCGAUGCUGUAUAAUACCCGCUACAGCUCGAAGCGCAGGGUCACGGUCAUGAUUGCUGUGGUCUGGGUGCUUUCAUUUGCCAUCUCCUGCCCGCUCCUCUUUGGCCUCAACACCACAGAUGAGAAUGAGUGCAUCAUUGCCAACCCUGCCUUUGUCGUGUAUUCCUCUAUCGUCUCCUUCUACGUUCCUUUCAUCGUCACCGUGCUGGUGUACGUGCAGAUUUACAUCGUGCUCCGGAGGCGCAGGAAGCGCGUCAACACCAAGCGCAGCAGCCACGGCCUGGACUCGGACACGCAAGCCCCGCUGAAGGACAAAUGCACUCAUCCAGAAGACGUCAAGCUCUGCACAGUUAUUGUGAAGUCCAAUGGGAGUUUCCAAGUUAAUAAACGCAAAGUGGAGGCGGAGAGUCACAUAGAAGACAUGGAAAUGGAGAUGGUGUCCAGUACCAGUCCCCCUGAGAAAACCACCAUCAAACCUGCGGCACCAAGUAACCAUCAGUUGGUUGUGCCAGUUGCUUCUCAUCGGGGCACCAACCCAAGCCUGCAGGCACGCUUGGACAGCCCUGGGAAAGCAGAGAAGAAUGGACACGCCAAAGAAACACCCCACACAGCCAAGGUCUUUGAGAUCCAGUCUAUGCCCAAUGGCAAGUUAAGGACCUUUCUCAAGGCUGUGAACAGGAGGAAACUGUCACAACAGAAGGAGAAGAAAGCCACUCAGAUGCUAGCCAUUGUACUCGGUGUUUUCAUCAUCUGCUGGCUCCCAUUCUUCAUCACUCACAUCCUGAACAUGCACUGCGAUUGCAACAUCCCCCCAGCAAUGUACAGCGCCUUUACGUGGCUUGGAUACGUCAACAGUGCUGUCAACCCGAUUAUUUACACCACCUUCAACAUUGAAUUUCGCAAGGCUUUCAUGAAGAUCCUCCACUGUUGA
Molecule: messenger RNA, 1363 nt
Organism: Leptosomus discolor (cuckoo roller)
Lineage: Eukaryota; Metazoa; Chordata; Aves; Leptosomiformes; Leptosomidae
Gene: DRD2
Product: dopamine receptor D2
Biological process (GO): negative regulation of cytosolic calcium ion concentration; negative regulation of adenylate cyclase activity; phospholipase C-activating dopamine receptor signaling pathway
Cellular component (GO): plasma membrane; glutamatergic synapse; presynaptic membrane
Molecular function (GO): dopamine neurotransmitter receptor activity, coupled via Gi/Go; G protein-coupled receptor activity
Source: RefSeq, a predicted model, not a curated record